AUGGUGGCGGGCUCGGUGGUGGUGGUGGCUCUGCUGGCCGGCGUGGCUUUCUUUGACGAUGCGCGCUGGUUGGUCGCCACCCAGAUGGCGGCGCCGACGUGGGGCAUCGGGAGUGUGGUGGCGGUCAUCUACGACGCAAGUGCCGCUCACAUGGCAGUGCUGGAUCAGGUUCGAUGCGAGCCGUGCUCGCGAGUCCUCGAGAUCGGGCCGGGCACAGGCCGUGUGCUCCCGUAUCUGGUGGCGAGGGCCGGUGGGCCCGGCUUCGCUCACGUGGCCGCCAUCGAGCGUGCGCCAGCCAUGUGUCGCGCACUUGGUGCAUUGUACGGGUCUUGGAUCGACGCAGGCACACUCUCUGUUGCCUGCAGGGACGUCCAGCUCACGCCAGUCCCGUUUGAAGCCCAAGCCGCCUUUGAUCUGGUCACUUGGCAUGGCCUUCUCGAGCACCUAGAAGAUCCGAUCGAAGUCCUGGAGAACAUACAUGCUCUCCUUGCGCCACACGCCCGCAUUGUGUCAUGUGGUGCUUCCGACGCUGCCCGCAGUACCGCCGUGUGGUGGGCCAAGUACCUGGCCCAGCCCCACAUGGACGAAGCCGAGCACGUGGCGUGGUUUGAAGACGCUAGCUACGUGGUCGAUGGCGUGCUGCGAUCACCAGAUGGCCUUGUCACUUGUGUUGUAGCCAUGCCAGCAUAG
Molecule: messenger RNA, 690 nt
Organism: Thecamonas trahens ATCC 50062
Lineage: Eukaryota; Apusomonadida; Apusomonadidae
Exons: 1
Coding region: 1-690 (229 amino acids)
Source: RefSeq, a predicted model, not a curated record